Oncorhynchus kisutch (coho salmon) is the source of this 2438-nucleotide messenger RNA. RefSeq names its product pleckstrin homology domain-containing family B member 2-like. Bases 538 to 1128 code for a protein of 196 amino acids. The record is from RefSeq and is a predicted model, not a curated record. Gene Ontology annotation, cellular component: membrane. The transcript is spliced from 7 exons. NCBI's taxonomy places the organism in Eukaryota, Metazoa, Chordata, Actinopteri, Salmoniformes, Salmonidae. Gene Ontology annotation, biological process: regulation of cell differentiation.
CUUCUCUCAUCGUUUAAAAACAAGAAAUGGACAGUAAGGGGGAUACCUAGUCAUAUUUUGCGUCAUCACUGUAAGCGACCGUCACUCUCAAAGCCGCUGUUUACUUCUAAGAUCACUUUAGCACCGCCCUAAAAACCCGAUUCAAAUUCGACACAAACCUUCAAAUAGGUAUGUAAUGACACAUUAUAUAAACUCUUUAUAUUGUUUUAUUUACAUUUUAGAGGCGCUAAGGUGAUAAGUUGGACAGAUCGAGUGAAAAAAAGGCGUUUUCCCACACAUCUCCUCUCCUCACAACCACGCAUUAGUUUCGCUUCCCCACCCGCCAUUUUUAAAAAGACCCGAAGGAGCUCAUUGCCUUCUUCAAACAUGCAGAAACGGGCAGCGUGGAGGUCUCGGCAUGAAUUCUGUUGGAAAGGGGAGAAAUUGUGCUUUACAUCGGUAUUGACAUUACAGUUGAUCUGGAAGUAUUACUUUUUUGGGGCGCUAAAAUAAGGCCAAUUGUACGGACCAAGGCGAUGUACAAAAAGUGACCUAAGGAUGUCGAUUGUGAAAAGUGGUUUCCUUCAUCGGCAGAGCACUAUUCUACGGCGGUGGAAGAGAAACUGGUUUGACCUGUGGUCUGAUGGGUGGCUGGUAUUCUUUGAUGACCAGCACCGGCGAGAUAUGGAGGAUGGGAUCCACAUGAGAGUCGACAGCAUUAACGUUCGCAGUGCAACUGCAUGUCAAGAUCUGAACCCACCAGAGGGCAGGAGUCAAAAUGCCCUGCUCCAGAUAGUCUGCAGAGACGGACGGGUCAUCAGCAUUUGUGGAGACAGUGCAGAUGAUGUUUUUGCAUGGACCAUGGCUCUCCAGGAUGCCAGAGUCAGCUCUGUUUAUGUCCCGGACACUUAUGGAGGCUAUGCACCAGCUCCUCCUCAUGGCACACAGAUCAUUUAUUCAGCAGAUGGGCAGCCUAAUGCGGUUGUAUACCCCUAUCAGUACCAAGGAGCAUAUCCUAUGAGGGAUCCACAAGGAAUGGACCAGGUUAUUGUUCACGAGCGUCAACGUGAUGAUGGAGGAGACGUGGCUCUCAGUAUGCUCGCUGGAGCUGUGACUGGAUUGGCUAUUGGGUCUCUGUUUGUCUUCUAGUGUCUUCAUUGGAACAGUUUACAACGAUACCUAUCCCUAACUGACACGCACCAUUCCCACAUUUUUGCAGCACUGCAGCUGCAUUUCUGUAGCCAUGUGACAGAGAUGGAGGAGUUACAUGUAUGUGAUGGUUGGGCUAUGUUCACCUAUGAGGCUUGAUUGUGAUGUGCCAGUAAAUUACUCCUUUUGUGCCCUUACCAAAGCUUUUGAUGUAUAUUAACGCCGUAGCGCUUUCUAUUAGGCACAGUAGCUAUUUUGCAGCUUGCCUUUUUUUGUUUGAAGAAACACAAAUUAUGUGAUAUUUUAUGCACAUCUGAAGAAAAGGUUUUGAUAUAUUUAAACUUAUUUUUAUCCUUUUCAGGUCUCGCAAAUGUAAAUUCUUCUAACUGAUGCCUCGUAUAGUAGAGUGGUCAUUAAGAGUGGGACUAGAGUUUUUUUUUAUUGGAACAUGCCUGAGCUUGUAAAAUCCUGAUUCUUCACUUUACACAUCUGUCUUAAAUCCAAUGUCCUUUUGAGUCUUUUCACUCAUUUUUCAUCUCAUUUGCAUUUGAGAUUUCACUUGCCUUUAUUUGGUUAUUGUCAUUCCUUGAACAUGGAAGUAUAUUGGAUAUUUUUGGAAGGGAAUCUAGGAUUUAUACUCUAGGAUUAUUGCUUGGUUUUCCUAUUACUUCAUUGUCAGCUGUUGAACCAUGUAUUUUGUUUUAUCUCAUGUGAGAGGUGAGGAGGAGAUGCAUGUGUAAACUAGAGUAUGCACAAACAUCCAGGCUAAUCUUACAUUUAAAGCUGCUACAACAGAGAACUGAAUGAUACUCCUUGACAUUUCAAUUGUUUUGACUUUACGCCACUCCUAAAAUCAUUUUUAAAUGUGUCUAUUUUUCAUGUUAAUGAUAUUUAUUGAGUCAUUACAUUAUGUGCUCUUUGUUGAACUGGAUAUGUUAAUUAGUUAACAUGUGAGUGGCCUCUAUUUGUCGCUGAACACAUCAGCCACUGGUUUUUCACCUUUUAUAUUCAAUUUCAAAGUCUUAUUUAACUCUUACACCACCUUGUACAGACAUUUGGAAUACUAGAUUGUGUUUCCUUUUUAGACAUGAACGUUGUAUACAAUAAUUGAUAACAGAUUAUAUUUAUUUGAUAUCAAAUGAAGUAGAGCUUUAUGGGGCAAACUGCUUUCAUGUAAUCACAAAACCAUUAUACCUUACAUUUCAAAUGGAAAACAUUUUGUUAUGCAGAAUUAAUGCAGUGUUUAUUGCUCUUUAGCGAUUGUAUGACAUUUUAACAAUUUACUUAUUAAAUUAUUAAAUCCACAUGAA